CAGCGCGGUCAGCUGGCGCUGGGGGGCCGCGCGCCCGGAGGGAUCCAGGGAGACUCUCCCUGUGGAGUCCCACGCGUCCCGGGACCCCCGCUGCCCUCCUUGGGAGCGGUUCCCAGCCUUCUGCUCUGCCCUCAGGGUUGGCUGGCCUUUUGGCCUGCCUUUUGCUCAAAACCCUGUGUCAUUUUCUCUCUCUCCCUGUCACUGUCUGCAUCUCUGUCCCCAUCUCUCAAUCUCAUGCUGAGUCUCUCUGUCUCCAGCUGCCUGUCACUGUCUUUGUGUCUCUGUGACUCUCAUUUCUUUUUUUCUGUCUCCUGCUAUCUCUGUGUGGGAUUCCUUGUCUCUCUGUCCCUGCCCUCCCUCUCCUAUCUGAACCCUGGUCUCUGUGUCCCUUAGGGCUUGUCAAAUCCUUCUCCCCAGGGUCACCAGGAGGAGAGUCGGGACUGGACACAAACCAGGGCUGGGACAAUGGCAGUGCCUAGUCUGUGGCCCUGGGGAGCAUACCUGCCUGUGAUCUUCCUCUCGUUGGGAUUUGGCCUGGAUACAGUAGAGGUGUGUCCCAGCCUGGACAUUCGCUCUGAGGUGGCAGAGCUUCGUCGACUGGAGAACUGCAGCGUGGUGGAGGGCCACCUGCAGAUCCUGCUCAUGUUCACAGCCACCGGGGAGGACUUCCGUGGCCUCAGCUUCCCUCGCCUCACCCAGGUCACCGACUACCUGCUGCUCUUCCGUGUCUACGGACUGGAGAGCCUGCGCGACCUCUUCCCCAACCUAGCAGUCAUCCGCGGGACGCGCCUCUUCCUGGGCUACGCACUGGUCAUCUUUGAGAUGCCGCAUCUGCGUGACGUGGGACUACCUGCGCUUGGGGCCGUGCUGCGUGGGGCUGUGCGUGUGGAGAAGAACCAGGAACUCUGCCACCUCUCCACCAUUGACUGGGGACUGCUGCAGCCAGCACCUGGUGCCAACCACAUUGUGGGCAACAAGCUGGGCGAGGAGUGUGCUGACGUAUGCCCUGGUGUGCUGGGUGCUGCUGGCGAAUCCUGUGCCAAGACCACCUUCAGCGGGCACACUGACUACAGAUGCUGGACCUCCAGCCACUGCCAGAGAGUGUGCCCCUGCCCCCAUGGGCUGGCUUGCACAGCGAGGGGCGAGUGCUGCCACACUGAAUGCCUGGGGGGCUGCAGCCAGCCGGAAGACCCUCGUGCCUGUGUAGCUUGCCGCCACCUCUACUUCCAGGGUGCCUGCCUGUGGGCCUGCCCGCCAGGCACCUACCAGUAUGAGUCCUGGCGCUGUGUCACAGCUGAGCGCUGUGCCAGCCUGCGCUCUGUGCCCGGCCGUGCCUCUACCUUCGGCAUACACCAGGGCAGUUGCCUGGCCCAGUGCCCUUCUGGCUUCACCCGUAAUAGCAGCAGCAUAUUCUGCCACAAGUGCGAGGGGCUGUGCCCUAAAGAGUGCAAGGUAGGCACCAAGACCAUCGACUCCAUCCAGGCGGCACAGGAUCUGGUGGGCUGCACGCAUGUGGAGGGAAGCCUCAUCCUCAACCUUCGCCAGGGCUACAACCUGGAGCCGCAGCUGCAGCACAGCCUGGGGCUGGUAGAAACCAUUACUGGCUUCCUCAAAAUCAAGCACUCCUUUGCCCUCGUGUCCCUGGGCUUUUUCAAGAACCUCAAACUAAUCCGGGGAGACGCCAUGGUGGACGGGAACUACACUCUCUACGUGCUGGACAACCAGAACCUACAGCAGCUAGGGUCCUGGGUGGCCGCGGGGCUCACCAUUCCCGUGGGCAAGAUCUACUUCGCCUUCAACCCGCGCCUCUGCUUGGAGCACAUCUACCGACUGGAGGAGGUGACGGGCACACGAGGUCGGCAGAACAAGGCUGAGAUCAACCCCCGCACCAACGGAGACCGCGCCGCCUGCCAGACUCGCACCCUGCGCUUCGUGUCCAACGUGACGGAGGCAGACCGCAUCCUGCUACGCUGGGAGCGCUACGAGCCACUGGAGGCCCGCGACCUGCUCAGCUUCAUCGUGUACUACAAGGAGUCCCCAUUCCAGAAUGCCACAGAGCACGUGGGUCCAGAUGCUUGUGGAACCCAGAGCUGGAACCUGCUGGAUGUGGAGCUGCCCCUAAGCCGCACCCAGGAGCCAGGGGUGACCCUAGCCUCCCUCAAGCCUUGGACACAGUACGCAGUGUUUGUGCGGGCCAUCACGCUAACCACUGAUGAGGACAGCCCCCAUCAAGGAGCCCAGAGUCCCAUCGUCUACCUCCGAACGCUGCCUGCAGCUCCCACGGUGCCCCAGGACGUCAUCUCCACGUCCAACUCCUCCUCCCACCUCCUGGUGCGCUGGAAGCCACCGACCCAGCGCAACGGGAACCUCACCUACUACCUGGUGCUGUGGCAGCGGCUGGCAGAGGACGGCGACCUCUACCUCAAUGACUACUGCCACCGCGGCUUGCGGCUGCCCACCAGCAACAAUGACCCGCGCUUCGACCGCGAAGACGGAGAUCCUGAGGCAGAGAUGGAGUCCGGCUGCUGCCCUUGCCAGCACCCACCUCCUGGUCAGGUUCUGCCCCCGCUGGAGGCGCAAGAGGCCUCGUUCCAAAAGAAGUUUGAAAACUUUCUACACAACGCGAUCACCAUCCCCAAAUCCCCUUGGAAGGUGACGUCCAUCAACAAGAGCCCCCAAAGGGACUCUGGGCGGCACCGCCGGGCAACUGGGCCCCUCCGGCUGGGGGGCAACAGCUCGGAUUUCGAGAUCCAGGAGGACAAGGUACCCCGUGAGCGAGCGGUGCUGAGCGGCCUGCGCCACUUCACGGAAUACCGAAUCGACAUCCAUGCCUGCAACCACGCGGCGCACACCGUGGGCUGCAGCGCCGCCACCUUCGUCUUUGCGCGCACCAUGCCCCACAGAGAGGCUGAUGGUAUUCCAGGAAAGGUGGCCUGGGAGGCCUCCAGCAAGAACAGUGUCCUCCUGCGCUGGCUCGAGCCACCAGACCCCAACGGACUCAUCCUCAAGUACGAAAUCAAGUACCGCCGCUUGGGAGAGGAGGCCACAGUGCUUUGUGUGUCCCGUCUUCGAUAUGCGAAGUUUGGGGGAGUCCACCUGGCCCUGCUGCCCCCUGGAAACUACUCUGCCAGGGUUAGGGCAACCUCACUGGCUGGCAAUGGCUCUUGGACAGACAGUGUUGCCUUCUACAUCCUUGGCCCAGAGGAGGAGGAUGCUGGGGGGCUGCAUGUCCUCCUCACUGCCACCCCUGUGGGGCUCACGCUGCUCAUCGUUCUUGCUGCCCUUGGUUUCUUCUACGGCAAGAAGAGAAACAGAACCCUGUAUGCUUCUGUGAAUCCAGAGUACUUCAGCGCCUCUGAUAGUAGGUCUGGGAGUGGGUGGACAGGUGGUAUGGGAAAGGGAGACAGGAGAGGAGCAGAGACAGACUUCCAGGAGACCUUCUUGCAGAAGAUAGCCUUGGGACCGGAACCCUUCAGAAGAGAAGAGAAGUUGGCGGGUGAGGUGUGGCAGAGAGCACAUCUUUGCUUUGCGACCCUCCAACUCUUUGCAGUGUACGUCCCUGAUGAGUGGGAGGUGCCUCGGGAGCAGAUCUCGAUAAUCCGGGAACUGGGCCAGGGCUCUUUUGGGAUGGUAUAUGAGGGCCUGGCACGAGGACUUGAGGCUGGAGAGGAGUCCACACCCGUGGCCCUGAAGACGGUGAAUGAGCUGGCCAGUCCACGGGAACGCAUUGAGUUCCUCAAGGAAGCUUCUGUCAUGAAAGCCUUCAAGUGUCACCAUGUGGUGCGUCUCCUGGGUGUGGUGUCUCAGGGCCAGCCAACUCUGGUCAUCAUGGAGUUAAUGACCCAUGGGGACCUCAAGAGCCAUCUUCGAUCUUUGCGGCCUGAGGCAGAGAACAACCCUGGGCUCCCACAGCCAGCAUUGGGGGAAAUGAUCCAGAUGGCUGGUGAGAUUGCAGACGGCAUGGCCUACCUUGCUGCCAACAAGUUUGUGCACCGAGAUCUAGCAGCCCGCAACUGCAUGGUGUCCCAGGAUUUCACCGUCAAGAUUGGGGACUUCGGGAUGACUCGGGACGUGUAUGAGACAGACUAUUACCGCAAGGGUGGGAAGGGGCUGCUGCCCGUGCGCUGGAUGGCCCCUGAGUCCCUCAAAGAUGGGAUCUUCACCACCCACUCGGAUGUCUGGUCCUUCGGUGUGGUACUCUGGGAGAUUGUGACCCUGGCUGAACAACCCUACCAGGGCCUGUCCAAUGAGCAGGUGCUCAAGUUCGUCAUGGAUGGCGGGGUCCUGGAGGAGCUGGAGGGCUGUCCCCUUCAGCUGCAGGAACUGAUGAGCCGCUGCUGGCAGCCGAACCCACGCCUGCGCCCAUCUUUCACACACAUUCUGGACAGCAUACAGGAGGAGCUUCGGCCCUCCUUCCGCCUCCUCUCCUUCUACUACAGCUCGGAGUGCCAGGGGGCCCGGGGCUCCCUGCCUCCCACCGAUGCAGAGCCUGACUCCUCACCUACCCCAAGAGGGGCUUCAUCAGACUGCAGCCCUCAAAAUGGGGGCACCCCAUUCCCUGGCUGGCUGGCCUGCCAUGGGGAGAGAGGAAGGGACCCGACCUCUGUGGCUGAGAUGUCUGAAUGUUCACCCCCACCCCCACCCAUAGCAAGGGGUGGCCAAGGGUGGGGCAGAGAACAGGAGCAGGGAAGGCUGUGGGAGUGGGCAGAGGGGUCUAACCAUAGGAGCUUCUCAGACUCUGAGUCCCUCGCGGGAAAGCAAGCAAGGUCAAAGCCAGAGGAGUGGAGAUCAGGCCAGGGACAGACAUCCUGCCCUCAGAGAAAGGAACCCCACUCAGACUAGGAAGAGGGGACCCGCCCACCCUAGAGGUCCUGCCCCUCAGUUUGGGGUCUCCUGUGGACAGGUAGGGCCAUUGACGUGUUUGAAAUUAGAUGAGCAAUCAGAAGCAGGCCUGGGGCGCUCUCCAUGCAUGUGUGGGAGGCGGGGUCGGGGGUCCACAUGACUCCCUUGCUUGCCACUGCUUUUCAACUCCUCCCCUUAGCUCCACUGACCAGGUGGCGUGGGGAGAACCCAAGGGCCUGGGGAGUGGUUCCCAGCCUGCCUGCCCUCACCUCCUCCUCUCCUCUUGCCCUGCCCAGGGCUCCCCAAGCUUGGUGCUCCUUCCUCCUUUCUUCCAGGGGCAUCCCUUGGAGUAUAGUCACCCUUUCUCCAGUCCCUCCCCUCAAUGAUUAGCCCUGGAUGCUUAAGGCUUUCAGAGCCUGGUCUUCCUCCCUCUCCUCACCCUCGCCCAGCCCCGCCCCCACUCCUGCCUCUCAUGGGAAGACUGGAGAAGGCACAAUAAAUGCCGAGGCCUGUUUGUA
This is a messenger RNA of Cercocebus atys (sooty mangabey), 5360 nucleotides long. It is a transcript of the gene INSRR, whose product is annotated as insulin receptor-related receptor. Gene Ontology annotation, molecular function: phosphatidylinositol 3-kinase binding; insulin receptor substrate binding; ATP binding. Bases 466 to 4842 code for a protein of 1458 amino acids. Gene Ontology annotation, cellular component: insulin receptor complex; membrane; axon. Gene Ontology annotation, biological process: regulation of JNK cascade; positive regulation of MAPK cascade; glucose homeostasis. Lineage: Eukaryota; Metazoa; Chordata; Mammalia; Primates; Cercopithecidae. The record is from RefSeq and is a predicted model, not a curated record. The transcript has 21 exons.